CGCAAGUAUCUUGAACAGUUGUCCGUGCAAGUGAAGUGAAGCAAGUGCCUCAAGAUGAGCUAUAGAAAUCAAUUCAACAUGUCGCUGCGCCUGAUGCUGCUCCUCAUGAUGUUCUUCGAGGCGCGCACGCUGCCGGCGCUGGACACUGCGCCCACUGCAACAGCCGCCAAUACCAUAGAGGAGUCUGAUAAGCAGCCGGAUGCGAACAUAGAAACGAAUGCAUUAAGUGAUGCCGGUUUGGUCAAUGCCAAUGGCACGAGCAUAGAGGCUACGAGCACCACUGAGGCGCAGGAUCCAACAGUGUCGGGCGACAAUGUGGCCAGCGCCAGCAGCAAUGAGCCGGUAUCCAUCUACGCCAGCGGACUCAUCACGCCCGAGGCGUUUCAUCAGUAUCUGAACCAGUAUGGUGGUGCAGCGGGCUUGGCACCGCUCGCGGCCUACCCAUCGCCGAUGACAGGCGCGCCUGGUAUCUACCCCUAUCCGGGUCCCAUUAUGGUGCAGACCGGCUACGAGGGCUUCUUGGUGCCCACAAAUCAAGUUGGCUCCGAUAGUGCCUCAGAUGUGACCACAACGGUUUCAGCUGGGCCUCCCCCCGUCUUGAACCCGUUGAUGGCCUUUGCGUCCAGAUUAUUGCCCACCAUACUGAUGUCUACGCUGUUUCGCAUUGCGGCCGUGGUGUUCUCCGCCGUGGGUGUGAUUCUCUUUGGAGGUGCCAUUACCAAUGCCCUCUGCCGGCUGACGCCCAUCUGUGAGAUUCCCAACAAGGCUGUGAACUAUCUACGCUCCGGUGGAGCACAGGAUGUGGGUCGCAUGCUGGUCGAGGAGAUUACGCCCGAACGCGUGCGACGAACCACGGAAUUUGUGCGCAACGCCAUCCACAAAUAUCGCCAGCUGCAGAAGCUAGUCGAACCGGACUCGGAGUAAAAGUAGAAGCUUUAUUGUCGCUAACUGAAGAACGUGAUGAAAUUUGAUGUAAAUUGUAGUAUCUGCUUGCAUACCAAGGAGAAUUGAAAUACAUAAAUAUAUAUUUUUAAUUUUA
Messenger RNA from Drosophila virilis, 1039 nucleotides. RefSeq lists its product as uncharacterized. The record is from RefSeq and is a predicted model, not a curated record. Lineage: Eukaryota; Metazoa; Arthropoda; Insecta; Diptera; Drosophilidae.